AUGGCGAUUACAGAGGCCUGGGGCCAGCGCUGUCCAUGCCCCAGCACUGGGCAUCUCUGCCAGCGCUUGGCCGCCAUCCCUCCCCCAGCUACGCACUCCUGGGAGCACCAGCUCCUGGACAUGUCCCACCCAGGGAUCCCGAUCCCUGCCAGAAGUGCCCGGCGGCUCCAGGUUCUAGAUGGGGAAGUUGAGGCCGGCGGCAGGCGCGCUCCACCGGGCGGGGGCGCGGCCCGGGAGCGGAGCGGCCGGCAGGGGGCUCCCCGCGCCGGUCUCCGCGGGAGGAAGCGCUGGCAGCUGCUCGGACGGGUCAAAGGAGGAAAAGGGAAAAUUACUGGGCUCCGGGGCGGGAAGGACUGCGGGCGGGCGAAGGGCGGGCCGGGGCGGGGCGCCGUCCGCUCGGCUCUGGGAGGCGGUGCGGGCGGGCGCUGGCCGCGUCCGCCCGCCGGGAGCCGCGGGGCGCGCAGCCUUCCUGAUGUGUCACCAGCACGUGGAGCCAGGUCGGGCCGCGGCGAGCAAGCCGACCCCCGCAACUUUCGAGGGGUCUCGCCGCCCCGCUCCUCUCCCGGCUUCGCCGGGCUCGCUCUCCUAGCGGAGGGGGCGGCGGCGGCCCCCAGGUCCCGGGCAGGUCGAGCGAGGCCACGGCCCCCGGCCAGGAGCUCGAGGGGCUCCCGGAACGUCGGGGCGCGGGCCCCGGCUAGCGGCUAUGGCCCCCGUGCCCAGGCAGCGGUGCGGACUCGGCCUUGCGGGAGGGUGCGGCCUGCUGCGAGAGGUCGGCCACGGCUCCCGCCCCGCGCCCCGCGCCCCUCGCCCGCCGAGCUGAGCGCAGGUAACCGAGGCAGAGCGGAGCUGGGCCUCGCAGGCGCGGCGUGGGAGCGUGGCGAAGUUUGUCGGCGCAUAACUCUUGCGCCCCACUCGGGAGUGGGGCUGCGGUGGGGAGGCUUUGGUCCCCGCACCUCCCCCUUCCCCAGCGCUGUCCCUCGGCCUGAGCCGAGGCGGCCCGGGGGUGGCGUGGAGGCCGCAGAGCGUCGUGUAACCCUUGGAGGGCUGGGUUUGGAGCCCGCGACCCGAGGUCGGGCGGGGCGGUGGACUUUCCCGGGGGACGCCGCCUGAGGGACACCCAGAGCUUCGGCGGAGCGGAGCGCGGUGCACAGAGCCGGCGGCCGGACCCAGCCCCGGGAAGCCCGUCGGGGACGCACCCCGAACUCCGAGGAUGGGAGCUGAGGGCUGGGUCUUUGCGGGCGAGAUGAGGGUGUCGGAUCAACUGGCCUACAAAGUCCCAGUUCUCGGCCCCCGGGACCAGCGUCUUCUCCCCGGUCCUCGCCCCAGGCCGGCUUCCUCCCGGGCUGGCGUGCGCUCCGGCCGGGCUGCCUCUCAGGUCCACGCUGGAGAAGGAGUGGUGAGGUGCGCUCGCCCCGGCUGCGUGCGGUGAUUCGGGAAAUCCCCGCACUUCGCUGGAGAAAUAGCGACGCUCUCGGAAGUGUGAGUCGGUCACUGCUUGGGGUCCGUACCCUUUGGGCAGACGUGGACCGCGCCCCGGCGACCUGGGUUGAGUGGACAGACGGGACCCGGCUUACCCAUGGGCCAAGCCCUGCCACUUACCGAGGCCUGCCCUGCUGUGCUUUCCAGGGCGGCAACCUUGAGCUUGGGGGUGGGGAGAACGGGGCCUGACUUCUAGAAUUGCCCCUGGGGAGGUGGGAAGCGGAGGUUUGGCCCGGUGGCGCAGGAAGCCCCUGUUCCUCUCCCAAACACCAUUUCAUUAAAGAUGGAUCUUUGUGGA
This is a messenger RNA of Pan troglodytes (chimpanzee), 1777 nucleotides long. RefSeq names its product collagen alpha-1(II) chain-like. Lineage: Eukaryota; Metazoa; Chordata; Mammalia; Primates; Hominidae. The record is from RefSeq and is a predicted model, not a curated record. Bases 1 to 1110 code for a protein of 369 amino acids. The transcript has 3 exons.